GGGUUUUUUUAAUGGCCGUCGGCGAAGGCCGUCAACCCAGCGGAUCCAGCUGAGUUGCUUCACACCUUAGAUUUUUAGCUCUAACCUAAAACAUAUAUGGAUUCUACGAUACGAUGGCUAACAUCGCCGUGCAGAGAAUAAAAAGGGAAUUUAAGGAAGUCGUCAAAAGUGAAGAGGUCGCCAAGUGUGCCAUCAAAGUAGAGCUGGUGAAUGACAACUACACAGAGCUUCGUGGUGAGAUAGCAGGCCCGCCAGACACGCCCUAUGAAGGAGGCACCUUUGUCCUGGAAAUCCAUGUCCCCGAGACAUACCCAUUCAACCCACCUAAGGUUCGCUUCAUUACAAAAAUUUGGCAUCCAAACAUCAGCUCAGUGACAGGUGCUAUAUGCCUGGACAUUCUCAAGGACCAAUGGGCUGCGGCAAUGACCCUGCGGACAGUGCUGCUGUCACUGCAAGCUCUGCUUGCUGCAGCUGAGCCGGACGACCCCCAGGAUGCUGUGGUGGCUCGCCAAUUCAAGGAGAACCCCGAGAUGUUCAAGCUGACAGCCCAGCACUGGGCACAAGUCUAUGCUGGAGGUCCAAAGCACUUCCCUGAUUUCGACGCAAAGAUCAAGAGGCUCCUGGACAUGGGAGUUGAAGAGCACCGUGCACGCGUCGCACUGUCUUCGUACUCGUGGGACCUUGAGAAAGCCACAGAAGCCAUCUUCAGCUAAAGCUGGUUGAAAGAAAAUCUAACCUGGACUGUUUGUCUUUGUUGCUCCUUCCGAUGUUUCCUCUUCCUCAGGUGCUUUCAAUUAAGCCAGCAGUGCUUGUGAAAGUACACUUCAUUCAACUUCAUGUCUUUUGGGGAUACACAGUGUGAGAGGUGUGCCUUUGGCAAAUUUCGCGGUACAACCGUAGAUGCCAGUAGCAUUUGCACUAUGACUACUGAGGAGCACUGUAAAGAUUUGCUUGUGCUGGAAUAGGCUGUAAUGAGAAAUUUGUCCCUCGGGACUUUGCCUGCUUAAUCUGAUUCUUGUUUUUACAGCUUGGAUGCAAAUGUGGCUCACGUGCCAAUUUGGUUUGCGAACAGCGAGUGAAUUUUGUGAUCCACUAUGAUGGUAAAUGCCAUUGUGAAAGAUUAUGUUCUUGUAAAAAUUGCAUGCGAUUGAUUGUAGUGACCAUUUGUUCUCAGGCUCUCUUGUGUGGACUUGAUGCGCAUUUUCAUUCCCUUUUCUGAAACUGCAUGUUUACCUAAGAGUCUGCAGCAGAAAUUCUAUUUUUCUAUUGAGCAACUUUGAAGAUGCCCCUUUUUUGCCCUGUUUCUUUUGUCGUUGUGAAUGAGCAUUAAAGGUGUGCUUUUAAACCAUUA
Messenger RNA from Dermacentor silvarum, 1351 nucleotides. RefSeq names its product ubiquitin-conjugating enzyme E2-22 kDa-like (gene Ubc4). Gene Ontology annotation, molecular function: protein binding; ubiquitin conjugating enzyme activity. Gene Ontology annotation, cellular component: nucleus. The record is from RefSeq and is a predicted model, not a curated record. The coding region runs from base 114 to 713 and encodes 199 amino acids. Gene Ontology annotation, biological process: proteasome-mediated ubiquitin-dependent protein catabolic process; protein polyubiquitination. The transcript is spliced from 6 exons. NCBI's taxonomy places the organism in Eukaryota, Metazoa, Arthropoda, Arachnida, Ixodida, Ixodidae.